AUGGACACAUCGCGUCAACCUGAGUGGGAUUCGGUCGAUGCAGAGGCUGGGGCAGCCGAUCCGAAUCUCCACGACGAUAUGAAAAAGGAAGACAAAUACCGAGACAUUACUAAUGAUCCUUUCGGAAAUGAAGAGAUGGCAGAGGUGAAAUAUCGAACAAUGAAGUGGUGGCACUGUGGAAUGCGUGAGAUUACCCAAGCUAUCGAAAUUUAUAACUUCAGUCUGAUAUGCUUCACAGUGAUGAUUGCCGAGAACAUCUCUCUGGGGAUAUUGUCUCUGCCCUCUGCAGUGGCCACACUAGGGAUGGCACCAGCGGCCAUUGUCCUUCUUUUUAUGUCUGGCCUAUCAUGGUAUACAGGUUAUGUGAUAGGUCAAUUCAAGAUACGGCACCCGCACGUUCAUAGCAUGGGCGAUGCAGGCGAAAUCCUGAUGGGUCGAAUUGGGCGUGAAGUCCUCGGUAUUGGCCAGUUGCUUCUACUAAUAUUUCUUAUGUCGAGCCAUCUCUUGACCUUUACUAUUCUCAUGAAUACUCUUACAAACCAUGGGACUUGUACGACUGUCUUUGGCGUCGUCGGACUAAUUGUCUGCUUCCUUGGCGCUCUUCCACGAACUAUGGUGAAGGUCUAUUGGAUGUCAGUUGCCUCUUUUGUAAGUAUAUUCAUUGCAACUCUGGUUACCAUGAUCUCUAUUGGUGUGGAGGCCAACGGACCUAUCCAAACCGAGACCGUUCGAGAGGUCAGCUUUUACAAAGGGUUUCUGGCAGUGACAAAUAUUAUCUUCGCCUUUGUCGCGCAUGUCACAUUUUUCGGCUUUGUCUCAGAGACAGAAAAUCCAAAAACCUUCCCAAAGUCACUCGCGAUGCUCCAGGUUGUCGAUACCGUCAUGUAUCUCGUUAGCGCGCUGGUCAUCUACCGGUUUGCAGGCCCCGACGUCAAAUCCCCGGCUCUAUCAUCUGCGGGCCCACUGAUGAAGAAAAUCUGUUAUGGCCUCGCUAUUCCCACCGUUAUUAUUGCUGGUGUUAUCUCUGGGCAUGUUGCUUCCAAGUAUAUCUAUGUUCGAGUCUUUCGGGGUUCGGAUCAUAUGCAUCAACGUAGCUUCCUAUCUAUCGGGUCAUGGAUUGGGAUUGGACUGGCAGUUUGGGUUGUUGCUUGGGUCAUUGCCGAGUCUAUUCCGGUUUUCAAUGAUCUCUUAAGUCUCAUUAGUUCUCUCUUCGGAAGUGUUUUCAGCUACGGGCUUCCUGCCACCUUUUGGCUUCACAUGAACCGAGGGAAAUACUUCUCGACUCCUUCAAAGGGCAUAUUGACUGUGUGCAAUAUCGUUAUCAUUGGUAUUGCAUUUGCGAUGGUAGGUUGA
Penicillium arizonense is the source of this 1353-nucleotide messenger RNA. RefSeq lists its product as uncharacterized. Gene Ontology annotation, molecular function: amino acid transmembrane transporter activity. Gene Ontology annotation, cellular component: vacuolar membrane. The transcript is spliced from 7 exons. The record is from RefSeq and is a predicted model, not a curated record. Bases 1 to 1353 code for a protein of 450 amino acids. Gene Ontology annotation, biological process: amino acid transmembrane transport. NCBI's taxonomy places the organism in Eukaryota, Fungi, Ascomycota, Eurotiomycetes, Eurotiales, Aspergillaceae.